CCAUCGGGAAUUGUGUGGAUAUCGUUUCGUAGUCAGUGUCUAUCUAGUGGUGAUUGAGCAAGUGCGUUAUAAGAGAAGACGUUCCACCUUUGCACUUCCUCGGAGGAUCAGUGGAUGACUGAAUAGGAAGAUUUGGUCGUCCAGUAUUUUUGGUCGGAUAAAGACUCCGAGGGAUUCGUUGUUUACGAAAGUUGGAAAGGUGUAUCAUGCGGGUAAAGAAAUCACCCAAACGCACGGUGAGAAUAAUGAAUACCAAACAAAUCGAUAAUGAUGUCAUGAGCGAUUCUGUGAAAGAGAGCUCAACGUUCUGGGAGAAUUUGUCGAAACCUUGUCAAGGAAAUUCACAAAUUAAUGAGAGACAAUACAGCGGAAUGUGGGACGUCCUUGAUUUGACGAUAAAAGGAUCAUCGUCACACUGUUACCAGUGCUGGGGAGACACUGAGAUUUGUUUACCAUUGGAUUACACCGCCGCUACAUUAUCGCUUACCGAGCCCAUUGAUCUAUCCACAAAGACCCGUGGCCUGGGUCCUCACAAUUGCCCCCCACCAUCACCUACAAGGCAAACGAAAGAAUUCAAGGAUACAUUUCUGUACAAAAUGCUCACCGAUCCAGUGUUCGCGGAAAAUUUAAAAGUUACGAAAAAUUCCGUUACUUACUCGUGUCCAUUCUGUAAGAAGCAAUUCCCUGAUGAGAGCAGUCUCGCACUGCACCAAAAGCCAAUGGUUAAUGAAGCGAAUAAGAUAGCUUGCUGUGCAUGCGAUAAAACUUUCACGCAAAAACGUUAUUUACGUUAUCAUCAGAGAUCACACUCAGAGAGAACUAAAUAUACCUGUGACAUUUGCACGAAAAAGUACUCAAGACAGGAUAAUUUAACUCGCCACAACACUUUUCACACGAACCCAGACAAAUUCCCAUGCAAUUACUGCGACCGUACGUUCAGCAGGAAGGAUUUAUUGAAUAAACACAUUAAGGGUCAUGAGAAUCGAUUCAGUUAUCAUUGUGGAGUUUGCGAUAAGUACUUUAAAGGGCCACUGUCACUUGAUAAUCAUCAGAGACAUUAUCAUAAGAAUAUUGCGUCGACUAAAAAUUAGUCAUUGUUCAAAAAUAUUUUUGAUAAAUAUUUAGAGCGUUCGUAGCACUUCCCAUUGAAAAUUGAGUGUGUAUUUUUUUGUUAUCUUGUUGAUGAAAGAUUUAUUGAAAUAUGAUUCGAGUAAAGAUUCAUUAUUCUAACCGAUCAGUUGUCGGAAAUAUUGUAGAAUACAAUAAUUUCGUGGACUAAACGGUAUAAAUGAAGGAAAAUGAUAGAGAAAAAUUGGGCAAUAAAUAUGAAAAAGAAAAAUAGAAAAAUAGUGUAGUUGUAGAGUUUAAUGGAGAGCAAUAUAAUUCAACGGUUAAAAACGAUGAUAUGUUCAUUGAGAAAAAUGGAAAAAAUUUACUCACCAUAAAGUGGAAAA
Messenger RNA from Fopius arisanus, 1454 nucleotides. Its product is annotated as zinc finger protein 182. Lineage: Eukaryota; Metazoa; Arthropoda; Insecta; Hymenoptera; Braconidae. Gene Ontology annotation, molecular function: RNA polymerase II transcription regulatory region sequence-specific DNA binding; DNA-binding transcription factor activity, RNA polymerase II-specific. Gene Ontology annotation, cellular component: nucleus. The record is from RefSeq and is a predicted model, not a curated record. Gene Ontology annotation, biological process: regulation of transcription by RNA polymerase II. Bases 207 to 1091 code for a protein of 294 amino acids. The transcript has 2 exons.